GUGCAGGAGACCAUAAGGGAGGCCCUGGAGAUGAUGACCACAGAGACAGGUGCCACAGCUGACCCCAUACACCUGGGAGACUCAGCCUCCAGCAUCAUGAAUAAAGUUCAGGAAAUCACUGGAGAGAUCCCCCAGAAGCAAUUAACGGUUGAGGACCUCCGCAGGAUGAGGGAGCCCGUCAAGAGGCUGGUGCAGGCUGGUCGGGUGGUGGCCGUCCAGGAAGACCAAGAUGGCCGCCGCUCCGCCAGGAUAACUCUACAAGACGGACAGCUGUACCUCUACUCACUCCUGCGUCAGCCCACGCCCGCCCACGCCCACACCCUCCAGGAGAGUGAGGUUGUGGGCAUGCUGGAGCCCUCCUGCACCCUGGCGUUCCUUGACCUCGGGUGGGCGGGGUCAACAAGAGGGCGGGUCACCAUCCGGCUGAUCCCUGACACUCCGCUGGCCAGACAGUUUGUGUUGUUGUGUACGGGCCAGCGGGGCCACACCUACCGCAACACUAAACUGUUGCAGAUGUGGAACAAGGGUCGGCAGGGGGAGCGUGUGGUGGGCGGAGACUACGAGACUAAUGAUGGUAAGGGAGGAGCCCCACUGCUGCCUGACCUCCAGGGGCAGUACCGGGAGUCAGGCCAGGCAGGAGCUGUGUUGUCCUGGUGGGGGCUGGGGGGUCCCAGGAGUGCCCAGUUCGUCAUCGCCACCAGGGACCGCCAGGAUGGUCGCCAGUGGCCAGAUGUGUUUGGUGAUGUGGUGAGCGGCCUGGAUGUGGUGAGGGCAGCAGUCAACCACAGUGACAUUACAGAGGUGACUGUGGUGGACUGUGGUGUUGUGCUGCCACUCUAGUUCACUGUACCAUCACCAU
Procambarus clarkii (red swamp crayfish) is the source of this 859-nucleotide messenger RNA. RefSeq names its product peptidyl-prolyl cis-trans isomerase-like. NCBI's taxonomy places the organism in Eukaryota, Metazoa, Arthropoda, Malacostraca, Decapoda, Cambaridae. Gene Ontology annotation, molecular function: peptidyl-prolyl cis-trans isomerase activity. Gene Ontology annotation, biological process: protein peptidyl-prolyl isomerization. The record is from RefSeq and is a predicted model, not a curated record.